UGAAAUAAAGGCGCGAGGGCACGAAUCCUCUUGAGGUUUUUCAUACCUCAUUGAGGUCUAUCUAUCACCAAAAGAUGGGAUCUAAAUCGCUUAAUCACCUAAAUAUGUUCCCUCGUAAGUCGAGUAAUGAUAAUUCUAUUCUGUCUCGUCUUUCAUAUCACAAUUAUUGUGUUCAGACGAAUAUCAGUGUGAAAAAUUCUGUUCUUCUCGGUUCAAAGAAUACAAAUAUAUCUGUGCAGAAUCUUUUGCUGAAUUUAUUUGUCCAAGACCGAAGGACCAGUAUUAAUUAUUCGACAUAUUUUCAGCAAUGUUCUCCUUCAUUUUGCACUUACACAACAACGGACGAAAGCAAUAUUUCCUAUACAAUUACGUUCAAUGAUCACUCUUUUUCUAUACACUACACUCACCAGUCGCCUAACCAUCGUCAACAUUCGUCAUCCGCCAUUAAACGCUUCCAGUAACUUACAGGUCUUAUACUUCGAUACACUUCGAUGUCCCUGUACCAAUACGAACACAUUGUAUCGCACAUUCCUCUCAUUAUCUCCAGUAUUCCAUCAAUUGUUAUCUAGUCUUUGUCAAUUUGCAAAUCAAACAGCUAAUGAUGCAAUUCGUCGUUUUCUCGCUAGAUCGUUUAUUACUUCGAAUGUAUUGACCGAAUUCGAUUUUCAAAAGCAGAUAAAUACCAUUUUGACUGAAUUUCUACAAUUAGCAGUUAUCUACUUUGACCUUUUUGUCGAAACAACAGAUCUUCUUUUACAAAUCGAUCAACCAUUUAUGGGAUCACUGUACAAUACCUAUGUUAAAGGAGAUGGAACCUUACUCUUCACUCCAUUAGAACUUGAAGUAAAUGGUUCAAGGACCACUCAGUUAAUUCUGCAUAUGUAUGGCACCCGUGACGUCUAUACAGGAACGAUUAGUUAUAUCUGCGCAACUGAUCCUUCUUGUCGAAACGCGAUGGCUAUCUACAACGACGAACUUGAUGAUUACACAGCCGAUCCUGUCCGUGUCAACUAUGUAGUGCCAGGUUUCCGUGCAGCUUGUUUCCUCUUGAAAUCUCUUCGUCUCUCAAUUCUCGAAUGUUCAUAUUCUACUUCGGAAUGUUUCCCGAUUCUAAUGAAUUACAUUCACGAGAUAUAUACUUUUAAUGUUGAAGGUCCGGUGUGGUUCGAUGCUCGAGCUCUUGUUUUCAAUUCCACAUCGAGUAAAUUUCCUCAAAAGAUCGAAAUAUCAAAAAUAAUCAGUGAAAUCAUGGUCGAAGAAUGGAAUCCCUAUAUCUUCUAUAAGCAUUUUUACGAAUCAUGUGCACGUAGUCAUUGUUCUUAUUCCGAAAAAGUCCACACAAAGACGGCGUCCACAAUUGUCAUCACUUUAGUAUCCGUGAUUGGUAGUGCUAGUUUUCUAUUGCAUUUACUAACACCUUACCUUGUCAAGCUUUUGAUUCGUUUAUUCACAAGGAGGAAACGAAGACCACAGCAACAAGCCCGAAGGGAAUUAUUCAAAUAUUUUAAGAUCAUCAUACAAGAGCAGACCGUACGGUUGUACAAUACUGCAGUCGAUCUCAACAUAUUUCUUGUGCGCCAUUUUGGAAAUAACAUCAGUUGCGCUACAGCCAAACGUCUCGAUCAAUGGGCUACCCGCUUGUUCCUUCUGUUACUCGUUGUUGUGCUCGUGAUCACGGCUCUAUAUAUGCUUAUUCAGUCACAAGCGCUUACGAAAACUUUCGAUAAGCCAUCCUUCGAUUUCUACACGCAGCUGAAGUGUCCAUGUUCGUCGGUGGCAUCGAUUUAUAAUCAAUUUCUUAGUAUUGAUCUUGAUUUUCAUCAGGUAAUUCCAGAUUAG
Messenger RNA from Adineta ricciae, 1839 nucleotides. The record is from the annotation of a GenBank genome assembly. NCBI's taxonomy places the organism in Eukaryota, Metazoa, Rotifera, Eurotatoria, Adinetida, Adinetidae.